AUGCUCUUGGCCCAGAUAAACCGGGACUCCCAGGGAAUGGCAGAGUUUCAUGAUGCAGAUGGACAGCCGGUCACUCUCUGUCUGACAGAGGCUGUGACAGUGGCAGAUGGAGAUCAGAUGGAGAGCAUGGACACAGUCAGCCUGCAGGCUGUUACUCUCGCAGAUGGAUCCACUGCAUACAUCCAGCAUGACACCAAAGGUUCCUUUUCAGAUGGACAGAUCAUGGAUGGCCAGGUGAUCCAGCUGGAGGACGGCUCUGCCGCCUAUGUUCAGCAUGUGCCCAUGCCUAAAGCAGGAGGGGACAGUUUACAGCUUGAAGAUGGGCAAGCAGUUCAGUUAGAAGAUGGAACAACUGCCUAUAUUCACACACCCAAAGAUACAUACGACCAGAGCGGCCUGCAGGAAGUACAGCUGGAGGAUGGGAGCACCGCCUACAUCCAGCACACAGUGCACAUGCCCCAGUCCAACACCAUCCUGGCCAUCCAGGCUGAUGGCACCAUCGCAGACUUGCAGGCAGAGGCCACAGCCAUUGACCCAGAGACCAUCAGCGUGCUGGAACAAUACACCACCAAGGUGGAGAAUAUAGAGAACCCCUUGGGGUCCUUUGGCAGAGUUGAAGCAGACAAUGGUGUUCACAUGCGGAUUGUGUUACAGGGACAAGACAGCAGACCAGGAAGGGUGUCAAAUGUAGGGGAAAAGUCUUUUCGCUGUGAAUACGAAGGUUGUGGAAAGCUCUACACCACUGCCCACCAUCUUAAGGUACAUGAGCGCUCUCACACUGGAGACAAACCGUACAUCUGUGACUAUCCUAGCUGUGGAAAGAAGUUUGCAACAGGGUAUGGACUGAAGAGUCACUCACGCACACAUACGGGGGAGAAGCCAUACAGAUGUCAGGAGUUAAACUGCUGCAAGUCCUUCAAAACCUCUGGAGACCUUCAGAAGCACACAAGGACCCAUACAGGAGAGAAGCCUUUCAAAUGCCCAGUUGAAGGCUGCGGCAGGUCAUUUACCACCUCCAACAUCCGUAAAGUUCACAUCCGAACACACACCGGAGAACGGCCAUACUACUGCUCUGAACCAAGCUGUGGACGGUCAUUUGCCAGUGCCACCAACUACAAGAACCAUAUGCGGAUUCACACCGGUGAGAAACCAUAUGUGUGCACAGUGCCUGGGUGUGAAAAGCGCUUCACAGAAUACUCAAGCCUUUACAAACACCAUGUUGUUCAUACGCCCUGUAAACCAUACAACUGCAAUCAUUGUGGGAAAACCUACAAGCAAAUAUCAACGCUUGCUAUGCACAAACGAACAGCACACAAUGACACGGAGCCCAUUGAGGAGGAGCAGGAGGCCUACUUUGAACCCCCAACAGAUGCCAUUGAUGACCCCAGUGUGAGCUAUACGACAGCUGUGGUCGAGGCAGACGACUCUGGCUCAGAGCCAGUCCCAGUGGAGAGCUCAGACAUGGUCGGUCAGCAGCACGUUGCCCUGGUAACACAGGAAGAUGGAACGCAACAACAGGUCAGUAUCUCCGAGGCAGACCUUCAAGCUAUGGGUGGCACAAUCACCAUGGUAACCCAAGAAGGCACAACCAUAACCAUCCCAGCCCAUGAGCUGGCAACUCAGGGUGCUCAUUCAGUCACCAUGGUAACAACAGAUGGCUCAGAUGAACAGGUGGCCAUCAUGACACCUGACAUGGCUUCGUUCCAAACUGUGGAGGAGGCCGGCUACAGCCAAGAGCAAGAUGACCUUCAUCCUGUCACAUUACUGGCCACAUCCAACGGCACUCACAUUGCUGUGCAGCUUAGUGAUCAGCCUUCGCUGGAGGAAGCCAUCAGAAUAGCAUCAAGAAUACAGCAAGGAGAGUCACCAGGCCUGGAUGAUUGAUCGUUAAGGACAAUGAUUAAGGAUUAAGACUUUCAAAUGGACUAUAUCAGUGGGAGAAAUCAGGAGUCUUCCUCAAUGUUUUUCCACAAAAAAACUUAGCUUUUAUGUGUACAUAGUAUUUUGAUAACUGGAGUUCUGCUGUGCUAUUUUGUCCCUCUACAAGAAAAAUAAUGACAGAGGGGGGAAAAAAAAGGCUUUCUAAUGUUUA
Archocentrus centrarchus (flier cichlid) is the source of this 2092-nucleotide messenger RNA. It is a transcript of the gene znf143b, whose product is annotated as zinc finger protein 143b. NCBI's taxonomy places the organism in Eukaryota, Metazoa, Chordata, Actinopteri, Cichliformes, Cichlidae. Gene Ontology annotation, biological process: regulation of transcription by RNA polymerase II. Gene Ontology annotation, molecular function: RNA polymerase II cis-regulatory region sequence-specific DNA binding; DNA-binding transcription factor activity, RNA polymerase II-specific. The coding region runs from base 1 to 1884 and encodes 627 amino acids. The transcript has 14 exons. The record is from RefSeq and is a predicted model, not a curated record.